CGCACGCGCGCUGGCGGGUGCUCUGCCUCACCUAUUUCCCGUUCCCCGUCCCCGGCUCCCGUCCCGUUCCCCCCGUUCCCGCCUCGCUGCACUGCCCGCGGGCGAUGCGGUGCUUCCGGCGCAGGGCAGGCGGGCCGCGCCUGAGCUCCUCCUGAGCGCUCGCAGCCGUUCCCUGCUGGAGCUGCCUCCCUCCGUCCCGCCAUGGAGCAGCCGUACGGCGGGCAGGCCCUGGCCGGCGGCGGCGCGCUGGGGCCUGUGGAUGUGCCCAGCGCCCGGCUGACUCGAUACAUCGUGCUGCUCUGCUUCGCCAAGGUUUUGAAAGCCGUGGGGCUGUUUGAAUCCUAUGAUCUUCUGAAAGUGGUCCACCUCGUGCAGUUUAUCUUCGUAGUGCAGCUGGGGUCUGCCUUUUUUAUGGUUUUGUUUCAAAAACCAUUUUCAUCUGGAAAAGUGGUAACCAAGCAUCAGUGGAUCAAAAUUUUUAAGCAUGCUGUUGUUGGAUGUAUCAUUUCACUCUUAUGGUUUUUUGGCCUUACUCUAUGUGGACCACUGAGGACAUUAUUACUGUUUGAGCACAGUGAUGUGGUUGUACUGUCACUCCUUAGUGUCUUGUUCACAAGCUCAGGUGGAGGACCAGCAAAGACAAGAGGUGCUGCAUUUUUCAUCAUAGCUAUCAUCUGCUUACUGCUUUUUGAUAAUGACGACCUCAUGGCUAAAAUAGCAGAACAUCCUGAGGGGCAUCAUGACAGUGCUCUUACUCACGUUCUGUACACAAUCAUUGCUUUCCUGGGUGUUGCAGAUCACAAGGGUGGAGUAUUGCUUCUGGUACUGGCAUUAUGCUGCAAGGUUGGUUUUCAUAUGGCAUCCCGAAAACUAUCUGUAGAUGUAGGUGGAGCCAAGCGUCUUCAAGCUUUGUCCCACCUUGUUUCAGUCCUUCUGUUGUGCCCAUGGGUUAUUGUUCUCUCUCUGACAACAGAGAGUAAAGUAGAGUCUUGGUCAUCUCUCAUCAUGCCUUUCAUAACAGUCAUCUUCUUUGUUGUGAUCCUGGAUUUCUACGUGGAGUCCAUAUGCUCUGUGAAGAUGGAAGCUUCCACAUGUGCUCGAUAUGGAUCCUUUCUUAUUUUCAUUAGUGCUCUGCUUUUUGGAAACUUUUGGACGCAUCCAAUAACAGACCAGCUUCGAGCUAUGAACAAGCCACCACACCAUGAAAGCACAGAGCAUGUUCUUUCUGGAGGGGUGGUAGUGAGUGCUGUCUUCUUUGUUUUAUCUGCCAAUAUCCUGUCCUCCCCCUCCAGGAAAGGGCAGAAGGGUACCCUUAUUGGCUAUUCCCCUGAAGGCACUCCUCUCUAUAACUUCAUGGGUGAUGCAUUACAGCAAAGUUCCCAGUCAUUGCCCCGGUUUAUUAAGGAGUCAUUGAAACAAAUCCUUGAGGAGUAUGAUUCUCGGCAGAUCUUCUAUUUCUUGUGCCUAAAUCUGGCUUUCACUUUUGUGGAGCUUUUUUAUGGAGUAUGGACCAAUAGCCUUGGUCUUAUUUCUGAUGGAUUUCACAUGCUUUUUGAUUGUUCUGCGUUAGUGAUGGGGCUUUUUGCAGCUCUGAUGACAAGGUGGAAAGCAACUCGCAUAUUUUCAUAUGGGUAUGGACGUGUAGAAAUUCUCUCUGGAUUUAUAAAUGGCCUCUUUCUGAUGGUGAUUGCUUUCUUUGUCUUCAUGGAAUCAGUGGCAAGAUUGGUAGAUCCUCCAGAUAUAGAUACAAAUAUGCUAACUCCGGUGUCUGUUGGAGGGCUGAUUGUAAACCUUGUUGGUAUCUGCGCCUUCAGCCACGCGCACUCGCACGGCGCUUCUCGGGGAGGCUGUCCCACACAUGAUCACAGCCAUUCUCACCAUGGCCACAGCCACAGCCAUGGGCACGGCCAUUCCCACAGUGACCAUGGCCACAGCCAUGGACAUGCCCAUGGGUCUUCUGGAGGAGGCAUGAACACCAACAUGAGAGGUGUGUUUCUGCAUGUGUUAGCAGACACUCUUGGCAGUGUUGGUGUUAUCGUAUCCACAAUAUUUAUUCAGCAAUUUGGAUGGCUCAUAGCUGAUCCGCUCUGCUCUCUCUUUAUUGCUACGUUGAUUUUUCUUAGUGUUAUCCCUCUAUUGAAAGAUGCCUGUCAAGUGCUUUUAUUGAGGAUACCUCCAGAACAGGAGAAAGAUCUGCAUGCUGCUUUAGAAAAGAUUCAAAAAAUAGAGGGAGUUAUAUCCUACAGAGAUCCUCAUUUUUGGUGUCACUCUGCAACUGUUGUGGCAGGCACAAUACAUGUGCAAGUGGUAUCAGAUGUGAUGGAACAGAGAAUUGUACAGCAGGUACAGUGCAAGGUCACAGCAAUUCUGAAAGAUGCUGGUGUAAACAACUUAACUGUCCAAGUGGAGAAAGAAGCUUAUUUUCAACACAUGUCUGGACUCAGUACAGGAUUUCAGGAUGUCCUUGCAAUGACGCAGCAGCUAGAAUCCAUGAAAUACUACAAAGAUGGUACUUACAUCAUGUGAUACAAAUUUGUAUUUGCCUGUCAUGGUUUGAGCCUGGCACAGAGCCAGUGCCCCCAUGAAAAUGCCCUCACCCUGGUGUCUGCUGUGAGAUAUGACCAGGAAUAAGCAAAACAGGCUCCAGCUUAAACAUAAAGAACACUUUAUUACCUAAACUACAGGAAAAUAGGAGAUGCCAAAGGAGAUGUAAAUGGUCAAGCUAAUUGAAUCCAUAUUUGUAUUUUUGCGGGGAGAUCUUGCACAUACAUGUACAGAAACAAAUGUACUAUAUAUUUGAAUUUUUGUAAGUGUCCUAUCUUUGUUAAUUGGAUUGAGAUGCUUUUAUAAAGGAAACAAGAAGGACUUGAGUACUUGCUGUAAAUGUGAAAAUAGUUGAAAUCUUAUAUACUAUACUUGGUGUUUAUUAAACAGAAGUCUUGAAACUUGCAGAUGAGCACAGAUGUAUUCCAUGCUUUCUCCAAGUGUGGAACAUCAGUAUUUUAAUUUCUUGUUAGUAGUGGGAAAUAGAAGUAGUUUAUAUUGGAAUGCAAACAAUCAACUGCGCACUACUUUUCUUUCUUUCAAAGAUUGCUUGAAGACUCUUGGAAUGAAAAAACCACUUUAUUAUGGGGAUUAAAAAACAUCAAGUUCUGUGUUUUGCAUAUUUUGUUAGAUAAUAGAAAUAUACAGUUUUUAUAUUAUGUCUUAGCAUACAAAUAUGAUUUCUAUACUUAAUGCACCAGAGCAAAUAUAUGUUACCAUUUUACAUUUGUAUUGAACUGUUUUUUGUAGAAGAAAUACACAGAUUUAACAACGAGAAAUAGGGAAGGGAAGAAAAAUUAAAACACUUUUUCCUGGGAAGACUCAAAAUCAUAACUCAAACCACUUAAAAUAAAACUUCUUGUACUUUUUAUAUGAAUAACUGCAAAUGAAAUAUUUGAAGUCUAGAAGUAAUAAAUCAGUGAGCAUCCUAGCACUCUGCUAAACUUCAUCUUUUCAAGAUACGUUAUCCUGUACUUGACUCAUUUUUUUAAUAAUACCAUUACAGCUGCAGAUGUACUGUAGACAACCGUACCUCCAUGUAUUACCUAGGGAAGAAGUUCAGGUUUAGAAUGCUAAACUAUGAAAGUAGUCUUGGACUCGACAAGUUGCUGAAAUGAACAGUAAAUUGAGACUUCUUGACUGGAAAGUGAAAGAGACUGCCUUUAAGAAAGAAUUAUGGAUGUUGAGGACUUAAUACUGCAAAGAAAACAAAUCCAUAUGUUUAAUGAAAACCUGUCAAUGCAAUAAUAAAAUACAUCUUCAGAGGUA
This is a messenger RNA of Zonotrichia leucophrys gambelii, 3813 nucleotides long. RefSeq names its product solute carrier family 30 member 5 (gene SLC30A5). The record is from RefSeq and is a predicted model, not a curated record. Gene Ontology annotation, molecular function: zinc ion transmembrane transporter activity. The transcript has 16 exons. Gene Ontology annotation, biological process: zinc ion import into Golgi lumen; intracellular zinc ion homeostasis. Bases 202 to 2526 code for a protein of 774 amino acids. Gene Ontology annotation, cellular component: membrane; cytoplasmic vesicle; Golgi apparatus. Lineage: Eukaryota; Metazoa; Chordata; Aves; Passeriformes; Passerellidae.